UGUGAGUGCGUUGCCCCUAUCUGAUUAGCACAGUUGCUUUUCCCUUCCCGUGGUUUUUACUGCCUUUUGCAUCACCGAAACUGACUCCGAACUUUGUCAGUUGCCGUUCUCUGCGGAUAUUGAUUUCCGUGUGCCCACCAAACGUCAUUACCCCCCUGCCUUACCCCAGGCGGCCCGAUAGCGAUCCUGUUAUUCUCCGGAGAUAUCCCGUACGAGGCAGAAAAAAGCAAUCCAUCAUGGGUUUCUUCAUUGAAGACCUUUGGUCCAGUAUAUUCACCCCCGGUCCCACUCCGACCUUGCUCAUCGCAACCAACGUCACCUUCGCUGCUCUGCAGCUCCUCCUCUUUGCGCUCCUCUUGGCAACUUACAGCAUUCACUUCUUCGUUCUCUCCUUCCUUUCCGGCGCGCUAUGGUGGUCGAUCAAUUGGUUUGCGGCGGAACUGAGGGCGAUGCAGGCCCAGGAGGCUCGGAAGGAAAAGGAAGGAAAGAAGGCUCAUGCGGACGGUAAACCGAGGUCGGGAGAUGCUAUGAGGACACCGGGGGCACUUGAUACCGACAGCGACACGGAGACUGAGGAACAACGGCAGGAAACACCUUUGCCUACAGCUGCCACAUCGGCUAGUCUUCAGCUGCCGGAGGAGCAGGGAGCCCGAAAGCGUCACAGUGUGAGCGGGGACAGCUCGGGAUAUGGAAGCACAGAUAGUGAGUGGGAGAAGGUGGAUGAUCAGACUGAGUAGGGAUCUAGUGUCCGAUCCAUUUUGGAGGAGAUUUACCCGGUCAUUCUUAAAUUGUUGUCUAGGAGUACGGAGCAGAGGCCUGAUUUGCUGCAUGUGGCUACUACGGAUGUACCUGUUUCGGAGUAUGCAAUGUGAUGCUGCAUGCAUAUCGUGUUCAUAUUCGUAUUGCGAUACCCAAUAGAGACUGCUUGUCAUAGUGAUAGGCAUACUACAUAAGCAAAACAACCUUGGUCUUGUGUCU
Messenger RNA from Aspergillus ruber CBS 135680, 978 nucleotides. RefSeq names its product V-type ATPase assembly factor PKR1. NCBI's taxonomy places the organism in Eukaryota, Fungi, Ascomycota, Eurotiomycetes, Eurotiales, Aspergillaceae. Gene Ontology annotation, biological process: vacuolar proton-transporting V-type ATPase complex assembly. Bases 237 to 737 code for a protein of 166 amino acids. Gene Ontology annotation, cellular component: endoplasmic reticulum membrane. The record is from RefSeq and is a predicted model, not a curated record. The transcript has a single exon.